AUAAGAAGAUGGAAACAUGAAGAGUGGGGAUGAGUGGCAUGUGAUAAUUGACACACUACUGAACUGAAAUGGGGAACUUGACACUUCCUUUUGUGGGAAUGAUAAUGGCGGAGUUUGCUCAAGUUGGAUUAAUCAUAUUGAGCAAACAAGCCAUGGCUGAAGGAAUGAACAAUUUCAUCUUAAUCUUCUAUUCCAACGCAAUUGCUGCUCUCCUCCUUCUUCCUACUUCCUUCCUUCACCACAGAUUUCAACGUCCUCCAAUCACCCUUUCUACCCUCUGUGGAUUCUUCUUACUAGGACUACUUGGUUAUUUGGCGCAGGUUUUUGGCUAUGCUGGGAUUUACUAUGGCUCAGCGACGCUCAGCACAGCCAUGCUCAACCUUGUACCUGGUUUUACUUUCGUACUUGCUGUUAUUUUUAGAAUGGAACAAUUAGAUUGGAGAAAAUUUAGCAGCCUAGCUAAAUCAUUGGGAACGAUAGUAUCAAUUGCUGGUGCAUUCAUUGUGACUUUGUACCAGGGCCCUGCACUUUUGAUGGGAAUUUCAUCGGCAACCUCAUCUCAGCAGCCACUUUCCUCACAAGAUUCUAAUUGGAUACUAGGAGGAUUAUUUUUUGCAGUUGAUUGUGUAAUGGCUUCAGCAUAUAUUAUUGUACAGGCUUCUAUUCUUAAGAAAUAUCCAGCAGAGUUUAUUGUUGUCUUCUUUUAUUUUUUCUUUGUGAUGAUUCUAUCUGCCGUGACCUGUUUGGUUGUGGUAAGAGACAUCAGUGCUUGGAGCUUGGAACCUAGGCUAAGGUUGCUUGCAGUAUUAUACUCGGGAGUCUUUGGCUCUGCAUUCCAAGUUGGUGUUACUUCUUGGUGUUUGCACCAGACAGGACCUGUUUUUGUUUCCAUGUUCAAGCCCUUAGGAAUUGUAAUAUCGGUGGUUUUAGGUGUUGUCUUCCUUGGGGAUCCAUUCUAUCUUGGAAGUCUAGUUGGUGCUACUGUGAUUGUUGUUGGGUUUUAUUCUGUAUUAUGGGGUAAAGCCAAAGACAUUGAGGAUGUUGUAGUGAGAAGCUUGGUAUCAAAGGGCAAACAGACUCCUCUUUUGAAGGAAAACAGCCAUGAAGACAUACAAGGGUGUUAGUUCAUUUUAAAAGGAUGCUACGAUUCUGCCAGCAAAUUGGCAGUUUCAAUUGUUAAGGGUGUCUCUGCUCUUACUCAGAAUAAGAUAUGUAAAUGCACAAGAGAUUGAAGAAAAGUGUCAUAAAUUGUAAUAAUUAUCGUGUAGUUUUUUAUUGACUAAGUUGUUAUUCAUGUGCUUUGGCUUUCAUUUUAGAAGACAGUUUGAUGAUGCCAUUUCCAUCAUGCCCUAAAUGUUACUCUUAUCAUUUUGACUUUAGUAUGGAUGAACUUCAUUAUGC
Abrus precatorius (Indian licorice) is the source of this 1401-nucleotide messenger RNA. Its product is annotated as WAT1-related protein At3g28050-like. Gene Ontology annotation, molecular function: transmembrane transporter activity. The record is from RefSeq and is a predicted model, not a curated record. Gene Ontology annotation, cellular component: plasma membrane. Bases 69 to 1124 code for a protein of 351 amino acids. Lineage: Eukaryota; Viridiplantae; Streptophyta; Magnoliopsida; Fabales; Fabaceae. The transcript is spliced from 7 exons.